CCCCAAACUUGGAUCGCCUCCCGUGGAUGGUUUACACCGAUAUAUGCAGGAAUGAAUAGUUUAGCUUUGUGCUCCUGACCUUCCCUGCUCACAACCCAGCGUCAUUAUAUAGCAAAGCUGCUGCCUCCUCCCGCUUAGACCGGCGAGGUGGGACUGAAUAGCAAGCACUUGUUUCUUCUGUUGCUGGCCGCGUCCCGUCCUCCAGCCGCGUCCCGUCCCGUUCGCCGCCCCGCCAUGGCUGCAAGGCUGCAACCCGAGUACGGUGCCCAACCAUGUGACGGGAGGUGGGACGACGACGACGCCAUUACGCGCCGCCCUCGGCCGGAAAGAGGGGCGGGGACGAUGAUGCACGCGAAUUCGCUCAGAGCGGCAACGGCGACGGCGGUAAGAGCGUUCUCGUCCGCCGGCGACCGCGCCCGUGGGCCCUGGUGGCUGCGGCGGCUCCAUUGCGCAGGGCAUCGGGCUCCAGUUCGUGAGGCAGCUUGCGGAGGAGGAGCGACCAGGGACGACGUGCCGCGCCCCCGACUCCGCCGUGGAGCUCGAGGAGCUGAGGCGGGAGCGCGCGCGGCACCUCACCGUGCUGCCGCUGGACGUCACCGACGAGAGCACCAUAGAGGUAAUGGACGAAAAUCUCUCCUGCCUUUGUUCCCCAAAUUUUUACAAGCUGAUGCAGUGACACACUGCUGGGGAAUGUUUUGUUGUUUCGAUUGCAGGCCUCCGCGCCCGCAGUUGAGAGACCCACGGAUCUCUCUAUCUACUUUUGAUCCCAAAAAUGUUAUACAACCAGACACCUCAUUGAGCAGAGGUCAGAAGUCAUCCCUGCUUGUGGCAUAUGAAGUCGAUGCUGUCGGUCCUAUUCUAGUCAUCAAGCACAUGCGUCCAUUUCUGAAGAUUGGAGCGACCUUGGAAACAGGGAAGGGUUGCUCGUUGGUUGCAGAUAUGAGCGCCAGCCAGAGUAGGCUCGACAGGAGACAAUGGUCUGGGAGGCCGGCAUUUGUAUAAGGCUUCUAAAACAGCACUGAAUCAAUUUUUGCAGUGAUAAAGAGUGCAUCAGUCGAGUUGGGCAAGAAGACAACAUCGCCUGCAUUUUUCUACAUCCAGCAACAGUUGACAUUGACCUCUGACAGCCAUUCCAAAGAAAUGUGGCCAAGGAUAAGCUCUUUAGGGAGUUCUCUGUACAGAAGCUACUGUCUAUCAUCGGCAAUGCCAGAAGACUGACAACGGGAAGUUCUUCGCUUGGGAUGGUCAAGAAAUCCUGUGGUUACCACUGUUUUCAGUCAGUGACUGUCGCCCCUUUUUUGUGUGUGUGUCUUGUUUUUACCACUCUUCUUUCUUAUUUGGAACCGCUUGGUGCCCCUUUAGCUUUGAAUUAAAAAGCUUUACUCAAGCUCCAGUUAGAUAUCUAAUUUGAAAAGCGUGUGUUCCCAUUCCCUAGAAUAUUAUGCAUUUAAGAUGUUUGCCACUGAGUACAAGUCAAGCUUGUUUCCUAGGAUAUGCAUAU
Triticum aestivum (bread wheat) is the source of this 1501-nucleotide messenger RNA. RefSeq lists its product as uncharacterized. The record is from RefSeq and is a predicted model, not a curated record. The coding region runs from base 235 to 1002 and encodes 255 amino acids. NCBI's taxonomy places the organism in Eukaryota, Viridiplantae, Streptophyta, Magnoliopsida, Poales, Poaceae. The transcript has 5 exons.